Molecule: messenger RNA, 2460 nt
Organism: Rhea pennata
Lineage: Eukaryota; Metazoa; Chordata; Aves; Rheiformes; Rheidae
Gene: TMEM115
Product: transmembrane protein 115
Exons: 2
Coding region: 77-1126 (349 amino acids)
Biological process (GO): retrograde vesicle-mediated transport, Golgi to endoplasmic reticulum
Cellular component (GO): Golgi apparatus; membrane
Source: RefSeq, a predicted model, not a curated record
GCCGCGCCGGGCCGGCCGGCCGUUCGCCUCCCCGCGGCGCCGGUGGCGGAGGGUCCCGGGUAGGUAGGGACGAAAGAUGAACCGGUACCUGCCCGUGGCCCGGCAGCACUUCCUGGCCGCGCUGGCCAGCACCAGCGUGGUGGUGAAGGCCAUCUGCGCCGCCGUGGUGCUGCUCUACGUGCUCUCCUUUGCCGUGGACACGGUGUACGGCCUGGGCGUGACGCCCGGCUUCCUCUUCCCCCCCAACUUCUGGAUCUGGACGUUGGUGACGCACAGCCUGGCGGAGAAGCACGCGUGGGACGUGGCGGUGAGCCUGGCCACCGUGGUGGUGGCCGGCAGGUUGCUGGAGCCCCUCUGGGGCGCCCUGGAGCUGCUCAUCUUCUUUGCGGUGGUGAACAUCUCCGUGGGGCUCCUGGGAGCCUUCGCCUACUUCCUCACCUACGCGGCGUCGUUCCAUCUCUCAUACUUGUUUGAUGUCCGCAUCCAUGGCAUGUUGGGCUUCCUCGGUGGAGUCUUGGUGGCCCUCAAGCAGACCAUGGGUGACAGCACUGUCCUGAAGGUGCCCCAAGUGAGAAUGAAAGUUGUCCCCAUGCUCUUGCUCCUUCUCCUGGCUGUUCUGCGGCUCACCACCCUCAUCGAGAGCAAUGUACUGGCCUCUUACGGCUUCGGGGUCCUCUCCAGCUGGGUCUAUCUCCGUUUUUACCAGCGGCACAGUAGAGGCCGUGGAGAUAUGUCAGACCACUUCGCCUUUGCCACUUUCUUCCCAGAGCUCCUGCAGCCAGUGGUGGGUCUGGUGGCCAAUUUGGUGCACAGCAUCUUGGUGAAGGUAAAAGUCUGCCGGAAAACAGUGAAACGCUACGAUGUGGGUGCCCCCUCGUCCAUCACCAUCAGUCUGCCAGGAACGGAUCCUCAGGAUGCUGAGAGGAGAAGGCAGCUGGCCCUGAAGGCCCUGAAUGAGCGACUGAAGCGUGUGGAGGACCAGGCGGCAUGGCCCAGCAUGGAGGAUGAGGAGGAGGAAGCAGGGAAGGCAGAGAGCCCGCUGCUCCCCAACGCCAGCGCGGCAGGGAAAGGAACCAGCCAGGAGUCCAGCCUAAUCACUUUUGAGGAUGCCCCAUCCCAGCUGUGACCUGCGAACACACCGCCUCCCUUCCUCCCCCGCCUGUGUCGGAGAGCUGCUAACUACCCUCGUGUCUUCUCACAGCACUGUCUGCUCCCCGGGACGCUGCCUGCGGGCAGCAGGACUCCUCCCGCGGCAGAGGCAGGGGGCUACCUCGUUCCAACGCUUCCUCGCCCCGCGCGGCUAGCACCGGGCGGCAGCCGGCCGCCGGCCGAAGAAGCCGGCCGCCGCCGCCUCGGAGAGGACCUCGCUGCCUCCCUUUCUGAGGACGGGGCUUUCUCGAGGCCGCUCCCCGCAGUUCAGGCCCACGCACCACGGCAGCCACGCAGAGGUGGAUGUCUCUGCAGGCGGCGGGGGCUUUCUUUCCGGGAGGGAGACACUGGGCCGAUCCAGCCUCAGAUUUGUCCGGUGCUCAACAGAUAGGCUCCCUUUUCUGAGGCCUCCGCGCUUGACAAAGUAACCUUGCGGCGCCCACAGGAGCAAAAUCAGCAAGUGAGAGAGCACUUUCUUGCUUCUUUUUUCGUAAUGGUGGUUGUCCAGAGCACCCAAAACUUCUUUCUCUCCUUUCUGAAGUUUCUUUUCUUCCUGAUCUGAGGAACGGGAGGGCUUGUGGGUUUCUUUUCCAAAUCCCUGUCCUGUACUGACCCUCCCCUGUGCUCUGGCAGGAGCUUGCCGUGAUCACUCCUGGGUUAGAGGUUUGCCAGGCCGGAGGUUGAGAAGCCUGUUGAGAAGGAAGGUAAAAUUGCUGAGCACCUCCUGCUGCCGCAGUGGUCUGGCGAGAGCUCCCGCUCGGGGCCAGGGCUGUCUGCUCUCAGCUUUGCAGUUAGUGCAUGGAACAGGAAUCAACCCCAGACUUUUCCUAGAGGUCUGAGAGGGGCUUCAUUUUGUGGUGUUGGUUUUCUUUUCUCCUUCCUCUUCCAUUGCAGUGAUUUAUAUCCCUGGAAGCCAACCCCUCUGGAAGGAGCCAGUGCCCUCAGCUGCUGCUCGACUAAUCCGUUUGUCAGAUUAUACUAGAAGCUGGAAUUAGUUUUUACAGUGGGGCGCUCGCUGCCUCCCCUGGCACCAGGUUUUAUUUCCUGCGGGUAGAAUAUGGGCUCCCCCUUCUGUUUUCCUUCCUCUGUGUUGAUGGACUUUCCCUGAUGGAGGGGAGGCUCCCUGGAAGAGCUUCCCUGAAGAGCCAGCCCAGCCAGCUGUGCCAGCUCCUGAUCCCCUGGGCAGUUCCCAGUCUGGGAUGUGGGUCGAUGGUGUCAUGAUUUUUUUUUUUUUUAAGGACCACACAAGAAGGUUUUGUCAACCAGGAAAAACACAGAAGUUUCAAUAUCAAUAAAUUUCUUUCAAAGAGA